AUCGCACAUGGCGGCGUGCACAGAUGGGUGUUCGCGUCGUGCUGUCGCGAGCCGUGUGAACACGUGUUGAUCAGUUUCAGCGUUGCUACAUUUGUACAAAGACAAUGAAGCGUCCGGCCAAGUCAGCAAAGCCAAUGGUGUCACAGCGAGCCAAGAUCGUGCCAUCCAAAUCGAGAAAGCCUCCGCCAAAACCGCCCUCACCUGAUCCUGAGUCAGAGGAUGACUUAGAGGAUGAGGAGGACGAAGACCUAGACUACUCCGAUGGCGACCAGGACAUCUCUCAGUUUAUGGGUGGCCUCGACGACGACGAUGACGAACAAAAUGCGGAGUCUGGGGCAGGCCAGAAGCGAGCCGUCGAAUCUGCGGCCGACUCGCAGGCUUCCAAGAAACUCAAGAAGUCAGACCUGUACAAGCCACCAACGGCGGAGGAGCUCAACAACCUCAAGGAGGUUGAGACGCUCUUCCAUUCGAACCUGUUUGGCCUGCAGCUGUCGGACAUGCUGAAGGAGAUCACUCCGAAAGAGAAGCACAACCACCACUUUGACGCCUGGCUUGGUCUCUUUCGAAAGACACUCACAACUAUUCCGUCCUGGGACCACCCUCGAGACAAUCCUGAGGCGGUGCUCAAAAAGGUGGCAGUGCCGCUUCCGACUGAGUUGCCACGUGACCCAAAGUGCCGCUUCCGGUUUGUGCCCCCCAGCACCGUUCAAGUGGUGGGAAGUCACGCCUUUGGUGGGGCCGUCGGUCCGGAUGCCGUUGUAGACCUGGCAUUGGAAAUGCCUCUGGAAUGCUUUGAGAAGACAGACUUCCUGAACCAGCGCUACCAUGUGAAGCGGGCGCUUUACCUCGCGGUCAUAGCAUCUCGUCUCCGGAAGUCGGAACUGGUUGAAGAGAUGGCAUUCAGCACUCACCGCGGAGAUGUCGCAGCUCCCACAUUGCUGCUGAGGCCAUCGGGCCAAGCUUGGAAGCACUUUCGAGUCCGACUGCUGCCUUACCCAUGCGCAGAGCAGUUCAAGGAAUCCCGAUUCGUUCCGGCACGCAGCAACCUGCGGGCGUCGUGGUAUUUCAAGGAACACCCCAGUGGCAUUUCUGAAGAGCUGCCAUCGCCGCAGUACAAUGCUUCGGUGUUGGCCGACAUGCGCAUGGUGGCCAAUGCGAAGUUUCUCACCGAGAAGUUGGCACAAGCUCCAGCCCUUGUUGAUGCCACCCGUCUGCUGAAGGUGUGGCUGAGGAAACGUCACCUUGACCAGGGUGCCGGAGCCUUCUCAGGUUUUGCAAUGACCCUGUACCUUGUUCACCUGUUGAUGAAACGCCAGCUGAGUCCAAUGAUGAGUUCGUACCAGGCUGCGCGGUUCACCCUGCUGACUCUCUCGCGUUCGGACCUCAGCAAGGAGGACAUCACGUUGUGCACCGAGUCAGUCGCGAAUCAACCCUCACUAGAAGAUUUCCACGCCAGCUAUUCGCUGGUUCUCGUCGACGCUAGUGGCUUCCUAAACGUUUGUGCGCCAGUGAGCAUAGAAGCAUAUCUCAGGGUCAAGCAUGAGGCUCGCCUGGCAAUCACCUUCCUUGACUCAUGUUCCGCAGACAGCUUCGAAGUGCUCUUCGUGACUCCGCUGCCUUUUGAGCGCACAUUUGACUGCUUCCUGCUGCUUAACGAGGAGGACUUGGAGUCUGCAGUUGAGGCGCAGUCUCUCCGAGCUGAGCUGGCAGAUUUCAGUGGCUCAAAGUCGAGGCCAGUUGCGAAAGCCACGUGCCAGCUCCUGCGCAAAGGCUUUGGCAACCGAGUUGAUCUGGUGUCAACACGCAUACUUACGCCAUCGGAGUGGAAGAUCACUGAGGAACCUCCAGCCGUGCAAGAGUCCUUGGAGAUUGGGCUCCUCCUUGAUGCUGCACACUGCUACGCCACUGUGCAGCGUGGUCCGGCUGCGGACUCACCAGAUGCGGCCGCCUUCCGACAGCUGUGGGGAGACCGGUCUGAACUGCGCCGCUUCCCGGACAGCAGCAUUCUGGAAGCAGUUGUCUGGCCUGGAAAGUCCGCCUGUGAACGUCGCAGCAUCAUUCUUCGGAUUGCGCGGCAUCUGCUGUCGAGGCAUGCUGGCAUCGAAGCAUGCACUGUGGUUGGAGACUUCCUGGAUCCGCUGUUGUGCCCCGCGGGUAUUGACUUCUCGUCGUCGCACCCUUAUGGCACUGGCGAAGAGCUCGGCAAUGAGGUCGUCUCCGUGUAUGACGAGCUGUCACGCACCCUGCGUCGUCUGCACAACCUUCCACUCACCGUGUCGUCUGUCAGAGGCACGUCUCCCACCUUGCGCCUGACCGAGGUCUUCCCGCCAUUGAAGGGGACUUUGUCGACAGACUUUGGCACGUGCUUUGUCCAGGACAAUGUCUACAUGAUGCCGCUUCCUUUCAAGGCCCACAUCCCGCAUCUCAUACCUGUGUCAACAGUUGUGGUCCACAUGGAAGCCACUGGCAAGUGGCCCGACGACCUGGAGGCCCUGCGCCGCGUAAAGGCUGCGUUUCACCUCACCCUGGCUCGGCUGCUACGCGACGACGAGCACUUGAUCACAGCCGCACACCCAGAGUACGUGGACGUCUUCAAGAGCGGCUUCGUGUUUCGAGUGCGCAUCGCCGCCCACAAGGAGAUUGGCCUGGCACGGCAGAGCGUCACACCGAAUGGUGCUAUCAAAAUCAAGGACACCGAGCUCAGCUCUAAGAUUGAGUUGGAGACUGAGAUCUUGCCAGGCCUCACCAGUGCGUUGCACGGGCUGCAACAACAGCACAGCACUUUCAGUGCCGCCUGCCGACUGGCCAAGCGCUGGGUGGCUUCGCACCUCCUUAGCAACCAUGUGUCAGAGGAAUGCAUCGAACUACUCGCUGCCGCUGUCUACAUCUCUCCCGCACCGUACGUCGUGCCCAACUCGGCGAGACUGGGCUUCCAGCGAUUCCUCGCCCUCCUUGCAAACCACGACUGGGCGAGACAGCCACUCAUCAUCAACUUGGCCGACAAGUUCACUAAGGACCAAGUGGCAGAGUUGCACUCCACCUUCGUCAACCAGAGGUCAACGCUGCCGCCGAUGUUCAUCGGGACGCCUCUGGACAGGCGGCAUCCGUCGCUCUGGACGCGGCACUCACCGACGGGACAGAUACUGCGACGCCUCACAGCCCUGGCCAGGGAGUCGCUCCGUGUACUGGAAGGCCAGGUUCUGCGUCCAGCCGAAGCCGACGUCAGGCAAAUCUUCCGGCCUCCUCUGGAACCUUAUGACGUGAUUAUCCACCUUGACAUGAAGCGAGUGCCCACCAUCCACACAGCCGUGGACUGUCCCUUCAAAGCUGCACUGAGGCCGUUCAAGGGCGAUGUCCUUCCGGUCGUCGGUUUCGACAUCGUGUCAUACUACGUGCAGGCGCUUGAGAAUACGUACGGAGAACUGGCACUCUUCUUCUAUGACCGCUACGGGGGCGAUAUAGUGGCUGUGUUGUGGAAGCCAAAUGCCUUCGUGCCACAGCCACUGAAGGUUUCUCACAUUGGAGGUUACAUGCUCAAGGGAAAAGACAUGAUGGUGCCAAACGUUGAAGCCGUUUUGGAGGACUUCAGUAUCCUGGGGAAAGGCCUGGUCGAAUCCGUCGAGGCGAGGUCCACCAAGUGGACGAUCUAGGUGACACUCGGCAUAGGAACUUAUAUUUUAAUUAUCGAACAUUGCGCCAUGUAAAUAAAUCACUUCUGCAUGACGAA
This is a messenger RNA of Rhipicephalus microplus (southern cattle tick), 3727 nucleotides long. RefSeq names its product nucleolar protein 6 Mat89Ba (gene Mat89Ba). The record is from RefSeq and is a predicted model, not a curated record. NCBI's taxonomy places the organism in Eukaryota, Metazoa, Arthropoda, Arachnida, Ixodida, Ixodidae. Gene Ontology annotation, cellular component: UTP-C complex; small-subunit processome; CURI complex. Gene Ontology annotation, biological process: tRNA export from nucleus; rRNA processing.